AGAUCUCUCAGUGGAGGAGAUUGAUGAUUUUAUAUCGUCAAAGGCGUCUAGGGAUGUUUUAAUACCAUGGAUACGCACCGCCCGCGUUAGAAUGGGAGUCAUCGUCUUCCUGUCUGUACUUGUCGAGCCGAUUUUAAUUUUUUUUCUUGUCAGUGCGAGAACGAGUGAAGGAAAAAAGGGAAAAUCUUUGUGACUUCGACAUGGUUAAAGUAUAUUUGGAACUGUUGUAAUAGCGAUUUGGAGGUUAAAUGGUGGAGAAAUUAAAUAGUUGGGAGCUGAGCAAGACUCUAAGCCGUCGUCCUGAACGAGAUCACGUGACUUCUUGGCUUCUGAUGAGUCACACCUGUUCUCAGAGGCCCCAGCAGGAAUCAUCUGGUCUGGAUCAGCAUAAAAAUGGAUGGAUCUGCUUCUGAAAUGUGCCCCCCUGUGGGGUGUAACAGAAAGAACCCUGAGAGUGUCCUGAUGAAGAGAGCAGACUCCCCUGUACCCAGCUGUGUUUCCCUGAAGAGUGACGUGUCAAUGGACCCCCUACUCAACUUCAGAGAGGGACCUUUUCCUACAGAUCAAAGAGACCAAAUGGAAGAAUUCAGUUCAGAUCUACAUGAUAAAUUGGGUUUAUCAUCCAUAUUGAAGUCGCUAGAGGAAAAAGCCAUGAAGUUCCUAAAUGACGAGCUGAAGACGUUUGUGAGGUACCUAGAUCAGAAUUACCCAGAAUGCUCUGAGCCUCAGCUGGAGGAGGACAAUGACCUGGACUGUGAUAUUCAGAUGCAGAAGACCAGUGUUAGAGAGGUAGCUCUGAAGAUCACACUGUACAUCCUGAGGACCAUGAAGCAAAAUGAUCUUGCUGACAUGCUGGAGAAGAGACAGCUCAUGCUACAGGAAUUCAAACGUAAACUUAAGAAGCAAUGUGAGUGUGUAUUUGAAGGGAAAGCUAAGGAAGGACAGCCAACACUUCUCAGUGAGAUUUACACAGAACUCAACAUAACUGAAGGCGGAACUGGAGCAGUCAAUGAUGAACAUGAAGUGAGACAGAUUGAAACAGCAUCCAAGAAAAGGAGAAGAGAAGAUACUACAGUCAAGUGCAAUGAUAUAUUUAAACCCUUAUGUGGGCGUGAGACACCUAUCAGAACUGUACUCACUAAAGGGGUGGCAGGUAUCGGGAAAACAGUCUCUGUGCAGAAAUUUAUUCUCAAUUGGGCAGAAGGAAAAGCAAACCAGGAUGUUCACUUCAUAUUUGCUCUUCCUUUCCGGGACCUGAAUUUCAUUAAGGAUGAAUACAGUCUGAUUGAACUGCUUCACCACUUUGUCCCAGAACUGAAAUCAUUUCAAUCCACUGAGCUGUUUAGGUAUAAAGUCUUGUUCAUCUUUGAUGGUCUCGAUGAGUGUCGCCUUCCUCUGGAUUUUCAGAACAAUGAGAGCUGGUUUGAUGUAACAAAGAAAAUGUCACUGGAUGUGCUGUUGACUAACCUCAUUAAGGGGAAUCUGCUGCCAUCCGCUCUCCUCUGGAUAACCUCCCGGCCAGCAGCAGCCAAUCAGGUACCUCCUGAGUGUGUCCACCAGGUGACAGAGAUACGAGGGUUCAGUGAUGCCCAGAAGGAAGAGUAUUUCAACAAGAGAUUUAGUGAUCAGAGCCUGGCCAGCAGGAUUAUCACACAUGUGAAAUCAUCAAGGAGCCUCUUCAUCAUGUGCCACAUACCUGUGUUCUGCUGGAUUUCAGCCACUGUGCUUAAGAGGCUUUUUAGUGAGACUGACAGGGGAGAAAUUCCAAGGACUCUGACUGAAAUGUACACACACUUCCUGAUCUUUCAGACAAGUUUAAAAAAUGCCAAGUAUAUGAAAAAACAUGAAACUAAGCUUAAAGAAUACAGCAAAGAAUUCCUUUUAAAACUUGGUAAACUGGCUUUUGACAACCUUGAGAAAGGCAAUCUCAUAUUUUAUGAGCAAGAUCUGACAGAGAAUGACAUUGAUGUCAGUGAAGCUUCAGUUUACUCUGGAGUGUGCACAGAAGUCUUUAAAGAGGAGUAUGGGUUGUACCAGGAGAAGGUGUACUGCUUUGUGCAUCUGAGCAUCCAGGAGUAUCUCGCUGCUUUAUAUGCGUUUCUGUCAAACUCAUCAGCUGACCUGCUGGAGACUGCAGUGAAUCAGGCAUUAGAGAGCAAGAAUGGACACUUGGACCUCUACCUCCGCUUCCUCCUGGGCCUCUCAACAGACUCCAGUAAGACUCUGUUACAAAAGCUACUGGGGCCGACAAGAAUCAGCUCACAUACCAUUAAGGAAACAGCCCAAUACAUCCAUCCAUCCAUUUUCCAAACCACUUAUCCUACUGGGUUGCGGGGGGUCCAGAGCCUAUUCCGGAAGCUAUGGGGACAAGGCAAGGAACAACCCAGGAUGGGGGGCCAGCCCAUCACAGCAGCCCAAUACAUAAAGGAGAAAAUACAGGAGAAUUUAUCUCCAGAAAGGACCAUCAACCUGUUCCACUGUCUGAUUGAACUGGGUGACAAUUCCCUAGUAGAGGAAGUACAAAGAUACCUGAAUUCAGGAAACAUUUCAGCAGAUGACCUCUCACCUGCACAGUACUCAGCUCUGGCCUUUGUGAUGCUGAUGUCAGAUGAGGAGCUGGAUGUGUUUGAUCUGAAGAAAUACAUCAGAUCAGAUGAAGAGCACUGCAGGCUGCUGCCUGUGGUCAAGAACUCCAGGACGGCUCUGCUGAACAGCUGUCAUCUCAUAGAUAAACACUGUGAAGUGCUGUCUUCAGCUCUAAGAUCAAACUCUUCCCCCCUGAGAGAGCUGGACCUGAGUGACAAUAACCUGAAGGAUUCAGGAGUGAAGCUGCUCUCUGCUGCACUGGGGGAUUUACACUGUAAACUGGAGAUAUUAAGACUGUCAGGAUGUAGAGUCGCAGAAGAAGGCUGUUCUUCCCUGGCUUCAGCUCUGAGGAUAAACCCCUCACACCUGAGAGAGCUGGAUCUGAGCUACAAUCACCCAGGAGACUCAGGAGUGAAGCUGCUCUCUGCUCUACUGGAAGAUCCCAGCUGUAAACUGGAGAAGCUGCAGGUGGAUCGGUGUGAACUCACAGAGAAAUGCUGUGAGGCACUGGCUUCAGCUCUCAGAUCAAACUCCUCACCCCUGAGUGAGCUUGACCUGAGUGACAAUGACCUGCAGGACUCAGGAGUGAAGCUGCUCUCUGCUGGACUGGGGGACUUACACUGUGAACUGGAGAUACUGAGGCUGUCAGGCUGUAGAGUCACAGAAGAAGGCUGUUCUUCCCUGGCUUCAGCUCUGAGGUCAAACCCCUCACACCUGAGAGAACUGGACCUGAGCUACAAUCACCCAGGACACUCAGGAGUGAAGUUGCUCUCUGCUGUACUGGAGGAUCCCAGCUGUAAACUGGAGAAGCUGCAUGUGGAUCAUGGUGGAGAGUGCAGGACCAGACCAGGCUUACAGAAAUACUCCUGCCAGGUGACGCUGGACCCCAACACAGCAAACAGACUCCUGUCUCUGUCAGGGGGGAACAGGAAGGUGACACAUGAGUGGGGGGCAGAGCAGCCAUAUCCUGAUCAUCCAGAGAGAUUUGAUGGCUGGUGCCUCCAAGUUCUGUGCAGAGAGAGUCUGACUGGCCGCUGUUACUGGGAGGCUGAGUGGGAUGGAGUUGUAGCCCUGAUAGGAGUGACUUAUAAAGGGAUCGGGAGGAAAGGAGGGAGGGAUGACUGUCGGCUUGGAGACAAUGACAAGUCAUGGAGUCUGAGAUGUAAUACUGACGGUUACUCUGUCCGGCACAAUAAUAAAGAGACUCUCAUACCCAUACGGCCCUCAGAGUCUCGCAGAGUAGGAGUAUAUCUGGACUGGGGGGCUGGUGCUCUGUCCUUCUACAGAGUCUCCUAUAAUGGACUGACCUUCCUGUACAGAUUCACCUCCUCAUUCACUGAGUCCCUUUAUCCAGCGUUUCGGGUUUAUAGUGACUCCUUAGUGUCACUGUGACGUGUUGUUGGUUCUCCUGGCAAAAUGGUAAAAUCUCUGCUUUUUAACCUUUAUUAUCAUUUUUACUCUGAAGUGUAUAUUUGACAAAAAUAAAUGCCUGUGUUCAGUGAGAAACAUGAAUAAACAUGAAAAAUAUAGUUUUAUAGUUCUCUCUGACUAAAAUGUAAUCCUGAUUGGGGGGGGGGCGCUUUCCCCCUCCCCUGUAUAUGUACAUUUUAUAUAUUUAUGUCUAUUUACUGUAUUUCUUCCCUGUACAAUGACAAUAAAGGCUUUCUGUUCUGUCCUA
Messenger RNA from Brienomyrus brachyistius, 4264 nucleotides. RefSeq names its product NACHT, LRR and PYD domains-containing protein 12-like. The coding region runs from base 394 to 3978 and encodes 1194 amino acids. NCBI's taxonomy places the organism in Eukaryota, Metazoa, Chordata, Actinopteri, Osteoglossiformes, Mormyridae. The record is from RefSeq and is a predicted model, not a curated record. The transcript is spliced from 12 exons. Gene Ontology annotation, molecular function: protein binding.